Molecule: messenger RNA, 498 nt
Organism: Closterium sp. Naga37s-1
Lineage: Eukaryota; Viridiplantae; Streptophyta; Zygnematophyceae; Desmidiales; Closteriaceae
Source: the annotation of a GenBank genome assembly
AUGCUGCACACAUCACUGGCACGCAUCCUUGCACCACCCACGUGGCCUGAUGGGACGCUAGCACACAAUGCCGAGUCAGCGAUGCCGAUUUUUCGCUCCAUAGCCAGCGAGCUCGACCAGAAGCUCUGCCGCAAACAGACGGUGGUGAGGGAGCUAUGGAACAUGGAGGAGAUGGAUGUGUUGGCGCUGGCGCUACAAGGCAAGAUGAGCGUCAAGCGAUUCAACCUCACGUGUAUCCAACCAGACUGGGUCUGGGACACAACUGACAGCUACCGUGGAUCUCACACCGAAUUAGUGCUCCGAUACGCAUGCACUCAGGGACAUUUUUACUCAGCAAGAAGGAGGUAUUGCAGCAAAGACACGAGAGAAAUAGCAACAGGACCAGAGGUGGCAGAGGAGGGAAGGGACGGUGAGGAGGGGAUGGAGGAGGGGAUACUGCAAGGCAUGGAGAAUGGGGAUCAUGAUGGGGAAGCUGCCACCAGUUACCAUGCCAUGUGA